This is a messenger RNA of Acanthochromis polyacanthus (spiny chromis), 2236 nucleotides long. RefSeq names its product high-affinity choline transporter 1-like. The transcript has 8 exons. Bases 94 to 1752 code for a protein of 552 amino acids. NCBI's taxonomy places the organism in Eukaryota, Metazoa, Chordata, Actinopteri, Pomacentridae. Gene Ontology annotation, biological process: acetylcholine biosynthetic process; transmembrane transport; choline transport. Gene Ontology annotation, molecular function: choline:sodium symporter activity. Gene Ontology annotation, cellular component: plasma membrane. The record is from RefSeq and is a predicted model, not a curated record.
UACUGCAGCUGAAACCAGACCUGCUUGUUUCAGUUUGCGGAGAGAUCUCACGGAGGCAGUCAGUUAACCAGUCGGUCGGUCAGUCGGUGCACCAUGAGCCUGAACGUCCCGGGGCUGGUGGUGAUGGUGGUCUUCUACCUGAUGGUGCUCGGUACCGGCGUGUGGGCCGCCUUCAAGACCAAGCGGGAGCAGAAGAGCAGCCAGGCGAACCGGACAGAGGUCACCCUGCUGGGCAACAGAGGGAUCAGCCUGGCGGUGGGAGUCUUCACCAUGACAGCUACAUUUGUCGGAGGAGGCUUCAUCGUGGGUCUGACAGAGGCAGUGUACACUCCAACCAUGGGGCUGAUGUGGGGAGUCAUGCCAGUAACAGCAGCCAUGUCUUUCAUUAUUGGUGGACUUUUCUUCGCCAAAGCAAUGAGAGACAGAAAAUAUGUAACAAUGAUGGACCCGUUCCAGAUCAAGUAUGGAAACUUAAUAAGUGGAGUUCUGUCUGUUGCGAUUCUCAUAUCUGACAUCUUCUGGGUGACAGGAACUCUCAUCGGUUUAGGAUCAACAAUAAGUGUGGUUCUGGAUUUGUCCUAUACCAUUUGCAUUUGGAUCUCUGCUGCAGUCGCCAUCACAUACACACUAAUGGGGGGCCUCUACUCUGUGGCCUACACCGACAUAAUCCAGCUAACCCUCAUAUUCUUCAGUUUGUGGCUCUGUGUGCCCUUUGCCCUGAUGAACCCCUACUCAGCUGACAUUACUGAGACCGCUUACAACUUUACCUACCAGGCCCCUUGGAUUGGUUCUGUGGAUGGAGAAAGAGCAUGGAGGUGGAUUGAUAAUUUCCUAAUAUUGUGCUUGGGUAACCUCGGAUAUCAGGACUUCCACCAGAGAACCCUGUCAGCCUCCUCAUCCACCACAGCCAUGAUCACCUGCUUCAUUGCAGCUCCCUUCAUCCUGGUACUCGGCAUCCCGUCUGUGUUGAUGGGAGCCGUCGCAGCAUCAACAGACUGGAACAUGACCUCAUACGGCUCCCCGUCCCCAUUCGAGCGUGGAGAAGCUUCUCAGGUUCUGCCGAUUGUCCUGCAGUACCUCACUCCAAGCUAUAUCUCCAUCAUUGGGAUCGGAGCUGUAGCUGCCGCUGUGAUGUCCUCCACAGACUCUGCUUUACUGUCUGCCGCCUCCAUCUUCUCUCUCAACAUAUAUAAGAACAUCCUGAGACCAAAAGCAUCAGACAGGGAGUUCCAGUGGGUGAUCCGCAUCUCCGUGGUGGUGGUGGGUGUGGUCGGCACAUCGCUCACCUUCAAGAGCAACAGCAUAUUGCUUUUCUGGAUCCUGGGCUCAGACAUAACCUACACCAUCAUGUUCCCUCAGCUGGUCUGCAUCCUCUUUUUUAACAUCUCCAAUGGCUACGGUGCCAUCAUGGGCUUGCUGGUUGGGUUGUUGCUGAGAGUUCUGAGCGGUGAGCCAUCCAUAGGGCUGCCCAUCAUCCUACACUUCCCAGGUUGCACUCUGGAAGACGGCAAGUACGUCCAGCGCUCUCCAGUAAGGACGAUCUGCAUGUUAUCUACUAUCAUCGCCACUUUGUUGUUCUCCUACGUGGCCUCACAGCUCUUUGUUAAAGGAUUGAUUCCAGAGAGGUGGGACGUACUCAAAGUGAAGCCCCAGAAACCCCCAGUGACUCUAGCAUUAAACAGCAAUGGAACAGCAGAGGGGGACAGGCCUGACGCUCACACAGAAUUAAUGCCCAACACUAAUCAGCUGUAAUGUUGAGAAGUGGUUUAAUGGAUACAAAUGUGUUUUGUGUGAUGUUAUGUUUUUAUGUCUCUGUUUUUGUAUGAAAUACUCUGUGAGAUUAUAAUCUUAGCUGUGGGAUGUAAUUAAUUUUUAAUUUCUUUGGUUACGUUUUACUGAGAGCUCAUCGAAUUACUGUUGAAUGAUACUGGUGUAGUUUUAUAUAAAUAAACGUUUAAAGAACCUCUAAAGUAAAAAACCUGAGUAUAUAAAUAUCUAUUCAUAUAAAACAGUUGCAUCCUAUACAUGCAUUCUGCAGGUGGUUGCAGACCUGCGUAUGGUUAAUUUUUAAGGCAUACAUUCUAAGUGCUUUGACAUAGAAUUGAUUUUUAAGAUACUAUCUUGUCUAUCAAUGAAACUUCAUUUGUUUAGCACUUUUCAUACAAAUUAAAUGUGACCCAAAGUGCUUUAAAAAAGAAUGAAAAUACCCCCAACAAAGAAUAAACUACCACCUGAA